This is a messenger RNA of Carica papaya (papaya), 1316 nucleotides long. The record is from RefSeq and is a predicted model, not a curated record. Lineage: Eukaryota; Viridiplantae; Streptophyta; Magnoliopsida; Brassicales; Caricaceae.
AUGGGCUAUAAGGAAUUGAAAUCAAUGACUGAUGAAAAAUUUGGAGCAUAUGGGGUUAUCCCAAAUGUUUUUCUGAUGAAUGGCAAAGGUCCUUAUGGACACCCCAUGUCACAAUCCUACGAGACCUUCAAUGUCACAAAAGGGAAGACUUACAGGUUUAGGAUAUCGAACGUAGGGACUUCACUUAGUUUCAAUUUUAGGAUUCAGAAUCACAAAAUGAUAUUGGUGGAAACAGAAGGCUCUUACACCAACCAGAUCACUCUGGAUUCUCUCGAUGUCCAUGUUGGCCAGUCCUACUCAGUUCUUGUCCCGGCUGAUGCAAACGAAACUGCUUAUUACAUUGUCGCGAGUCCUAAAUUGUUGAACAAUGCUGCUCUUCCGGGUCUUGUCGGCGUGGGACUUCUACACUAUGCUGGUUGCAAUUAUACAAAGCCUUUAGAACCUUUCUCAAGUGGACCAGAUCCCUUUGACAUUGAUUUCUCACUCAGUCAAGCUAAAUCUAUCAGGUGGAACCUGACAGCAGGAGCUGCAAGGCCUAACCCACAAGGAACCUUCAACAUAACAAAUGUGACCGUGUCUCAGACCUUCAUUCUGCAGGCCUCAAAGGCUGAGAUAGGAGGCAAACCGCGUUAUGCUGUCAAUAAUGUUUCGUAUUACAACGUAAAUACACCUUUGAAGAUUGCUGAUCAUUUUGUUAAUGGGUCUGGUGUAUAUGUUCUCGAUUGGUUUCCAACUCGUUCUGUCAACGCUGAAGCUGCUUUUGGAGUUUCUAUCGUUACCGGGAUUCACAAAAGCUGGUUAGAAAUUGUGUUCCAAAACAAUUUACACACAAUGGAUUCUUGGCACUUAGAUGGUUUCGGCUUCCACCUAGUUGGGUAUGGUAAUGGAGAAUGGAUGCCUGGAUCGCGCAACGAUUACAAUCUCUUCGACCCGGUAGUCCGAUCAACAGUCCAAGUUUACCCAGGAGGAUGGAGUGCAGUUUAUGUAUUCCUGGACAAUCCUGGAAUGUGGAACUUGAGGUCACAACACUUGAGAAACUGGUACUUGGGUCAGGAGCUGUAUAUAAGAGUUCAUAAUGCUGAUCCUAACCCUGCCAAGGAGAAGCCUCCACCAGAAAACCUACUUCUCUGUGGAAUAUUUGGUGAGAGUAAUACCCCAAUUUCUGCACCUACCCCUGUAGUUUCCUUGCCAGGAUUUUGGUGAUUGAAAGACAUUUAUCUCAGUGAUGUUUAAGGAUUUUUUCUUUUUGAGAAAAACACUUGAAAUCAAGCAUUAGUUGCAGGGAAAAAAACAUUCUGCAACAGUAAUGGAAUCAA